UAUUCCUCAGGAAGCAUGGUUCAACGACAAAAUGUACCACGGCUUAAGAAAAUAAUAUUAUAGAUGUUCUCAGACUGUACUUCUGUAGCUAGAAUGAUCUAAUUUUGCCUUUUAAGUAGCAUGUUAUUGGUCAAAAGACUCACGUGCACAGGAAGACAUCAGUAAGUACGUGCUUCUAUAUGAUUGAGACAGAUACAGGAAGCAGAGAUUGCUAAGCACAGUGUUCCUCAGCUUGAUUAAGAUGGCAGAGGUUCUCCAGACUCACACCCCAAAGAGGCCAGGUGUGGGCCUUGCGGUUCUCAUCACUGAUGCGUCCCACCCGGGAUGUGUGCUCCUAGGAAAGAGAAGGGGCUUGGUGGGAAAAGGGCUGUACCAGUUACCCGGGGGUCACAUUGAAUUCGGCGAGACAUGGGAGGAUUGUGCACACAGAGAGGUGAUGGAGGAAGUCGGCAUUCGGUUAAAAAACCUCCGGUUCGCCUCGGUAGUGAACACCGUCAAGCUCGAAGUAAACUAUCACUACAUUACAGUCUUCAUGCAGGGAGAAGUGGAUAAGGACUUUGUAACAUCCGAGCCAGUGAACAUGGAGCCUGAGAAAAACGAGGGAUGGUCAUGGAGAGCCUGGGACGACUUUCCCCCCGAGGAGCAGCUUUUCUUCUCCAUGGCUAGUUUAAAACAGCAGGGUUUCCAUCCUUUCAGCAAGAUUUAACAACAACAAGCAAGGAACUGAUUAAACGUCCCCAUGUAUCUGUCCAGUUGCUCUGACCUUAAACCUGAGCUGAACCCUGCACGGCAGAUAUGUCUUUGAGAUACAGCAAUUGGUGGGUUAGAAAUGAUAAACAUAUUUCCAAUUUAACUACUGUUUUAUAUUUAUGAUCAUCCCCUGUAUUUAUAGCAGUAUGCUUAUUAUUCAUGACGGAUUCAUAUCUUAGACUUAAUUUUAUUCCCACAAACUAUUUUAGUGUGCAGCAGAUCUCUAAAUGAAAUAAAUGUCCGUUUUCACACUGCUCAAA
Molecule: messenger RNA, 1010 nt
Organism: Hemibagrus wyckioides
Lineage: Eukaryota; Metazoa; Chordata; Actinopteri; Siluriformes; Bagridae
Gene: nudt15
Product: nudix (nucleoside diphosphate linked moiety X)-type motif 15
Exons: 3
Coding region: 242-706 (154 amino acids)
Biological process (GO): dGTP catabolic process
Cellular component (GO): cytosol
Molecular function (GO): 8-oxo-7,8-dihydrodeoxyguanosine triphosphate pyrophosphatase activity
Source: RefSeq, a predicted model, not a curated record